AUGCAGGCAACCGAUUCUGCUCAAGAGAAGGUCGGCACAGACACGGCUCUUCCCCAUGCCGAGAAUACACAAACAUCUGGAGACAAUGAUUCAAGACUGGAACAGCCGAAGAAAAGCCUCGAAAGCGAGUCUGCGCCCAAAGAGACACAAGACCAAGCACACACCCCCUCGACGCCAACCAACACAGAUACCAAACCCCCACCCAACGAAAAGUCCCCAACCGAAGCCAUCGCGACAUCAGACGAAAAAGAUGAAUCCACCGCACCAGACGACGAUUCCAAGUACCUCAGCGGCUUCAAACUCGCCAUCCUGUCCGUCGGCCUCUGUCUAACAACCUUUGUCAUCGCCCUCGACAACACCAUCAUCGCAACCGCAAUCCCCAAAAUCACAACCGUCUUCAACAGCCUCGAAGAUGUCGGGUGGUACGGCUCCUCCUAUCUGUUGACAACAACCUCGCUGCAACCUUCCUUUGGCAAGAUAUACACCUACUUCGACGUCAAAUACACGUAUCUCUUCGCGCUCGUAAUAUUCGAAGUCGGCAGCAUUAUAUGCGCUGCGGCGACGAGUUCGCCCAUGUUUAUCGUUGGCAGGGCAGUUGCGGGCGCGGGGGCUGCAGCGUUGUAUUCGGGUGGUAUGACAAUCAUUGGGUUUUCGGUGCCGUUGAGGAAACGGGCGAUUUACAUUGCGGCGCUGUCCUCCAUGUUUGGCAUCGCAUCCGUCGUGGGACCUAUCCUUGGAGGCGCACUCACUGACCGCGCGUCGUGGCGAUGGUGCUUUUGGAUUAAUCUUCCGUUUGGGGCCGUGUCGCUGGCUGUCGUCUUCUUUUUCUUUACGAAUCCCAAGAGAACCUACUCGCAUCUUCCUGUCAGGGAGAGGCUGAAGAAGAUUGAUAUUGUGGGAGCUGUGUUCUUGAUUUGUGCUAUUGUUUGCUUGCUUUUGUGCUUGCAGUGGGGUGGGUUUAGUUAUGCGUGGAGUAAUUCCAAGGUCUGGGGUACGUUGCUGGGUUUUGGUCUACUCAUCUCCGUUUUCGUCGGCAUACAGUUGCGCCAGGAGGAUCGAGCGACAAUCCCUGUAAGAGUCUUUACCCAGCGGACUGUAUUGGUUAGCUGUUUGUACUCAACUUUACUGUCCAUGGCUUUGUACACGCACAUCUUCUACCUUCCCUUCUACUUCCAGGCCAUCAAAGGGACCACGGCUGAGGAAUCCGGCAUUCGCACCAUCGCUUACCUCGUCAGCAUCACCUGCUCAUCCAUUGUCAUCGGCGGCCUCAUCACUGUUGUCGGUUGGUACGCACCUUUCAUGUGGUUCGGCAGCGCCAUCUUCGCCAUCGGUGCGGGCAUGCUGUACACGCUCAAAGUCUCUUCCCCACCGGGUCAAUGGAUCGGCUACCAGAUUCUCGCCGGUAUCGGCGCAGGAGCUGGUGUACAAAUCCCCUUUGUCGCAGUACAGGUCGUGACGAAUGAGAAAGAUAUGCCAACAGCCAAUGCCUGCGUCAUGUUCUUCAACUCUCUCGGUGGCGCGCUGAGCAUCUCGAUUGCGCAAAAUAUCUUUGUCAAUACGCUGGGUAAAGAGGUGCCCAAGUAUGCGCCGGGAUUUGACGCGAGGAUCGUUGCAAAUGCUGGGGCGACGAACUUGAGAGGUGUUGUGCCGCCGGAGAUUCUACCUGGCGUGCUGCACGGGUAUAAUAAUGCGAUCGUUACGGCAUUCAUACUUGCGAUUGCGACGAGUAGUAUCGCAUUUUUUGUUAGUCUGGGUAUGGAACAGAAGAGUGUCAAGGGGAAGAAGAUCAUGGCAGGUGGCGGAGCAUAG
Molecule: messenger RNA, 1809 nt
Organism: Alternaria burnsii
Lineage: Eukaryota; Fungi; Ascomycota; Dothideomycetes; Pleosporales; Pleosporaceae
Product: mfs transporter
Exons: 2
Coding region: 1-1809 (602 amino acids)
Biological process (GO): transmembrane transport
Molecular function (GO): transmembrane transporter activity
Source: RefSeq, a predicted model, not a curated record